Messenger RNA from Yarrowia lipolytica CLIB122, 312 nucleotides. NCBI's taxonomy places the organism in Eukaryota, Fungi, Ascomycota, Dipodascomycetes, Dipodascales. The record is from RefSeq and is a predicted model, not a curated record.
AUGCGUAUCUCAUCACCUCCGUGUCUCUGGUGUAUGUAUGACAUACUAACAUUUAUGAAAAGACUUCUAGUCCUGCCUGGCUGCGACUGCCGAAAUGGACCCGCUCAGGACAGAGGAGACGCCACUCAAGGGGCCCCUUCGACGUUUGCCUAUCCUGGAAAGGCACUAUUGAAACCCCCCGUCUCCAAAAUGUUCCUAAUUACAAGUUCUGUACAGUCAAACAGCUCUAUAGUCUUGUACAUCCAUUCUGAUUUAAAUGAUUUUUUUUACUCUUUAUUUUCACGCCCAUUCCAUUUCACAUCCUAUAAUUAA